AUGCUUAUUGAGGAUUAUUUCUUUCUCAUUUCUAUUCCUAACCCUUCCAAGGAGUCCAGCAUGGAAGAGUUUAAAGAUGCAAGUUCACCUGAAGAACUACUUGAUCACUUAAAGCUUUCUGAUCAGAAGUCUUCAGAGACUAGCCCCAAAGAUGCACAGAAUCCCCAAAACACUGGAAGUGGAUAUACACUAUCUUCCGCCAAAGAUCCCACAACAGCAGAUGAGUGUUUCCAUGACUGUCACGACUCCUUUGAGGCAAAAGAACCUAUGCUGGAUGAUGAAGGGAACUUACGGAAUGAUGCAAAUAGCUCAAGGAAGCAGACAGAACUAGAUGAAGAAUACUUACUAGAACUAGAAAAAGAUAUGCCAGAGGAAGAAAAACAGAAAAGAAGAAAGGAGAGCACAAUGCUGAAGGAGAAAGGAAAUGAGCAGUUCAAGAAAGGAGACUAUGGAGAGGCAGAAGACUCUUACACGAAGGCUCUGCAGAUUUGCCCAGCCUGCUUUCAAAAAGAUAGGGCUGUUUUGUUUUCAAACAGAGCUGCUGCAAAAAUGAAACAGGACAAGACAGACGCUGCCCUGAGUGACUGCAGCAAAGCGGUGGAAUUAGAUCCUAACUAUAUCAGAGCUCUGCUGAGGAGAGCAGAACUGUAUGAAAAAACAGAAAAACUAGAUGAAGCUCUGGAAGAUUAUAAGGCAGUCCUAGAAAAAGACCCAUCAGUUCAUCAAGCCAGAGAAGCUUGUAUGCGAUUACCUGGACAAAUUGAAGAGCGGAAUGAAAAAUUAAAGAAAGAAAUGUUAGGCAAACUGAAGGAUCUGGGGAAUUUGGUUCUUCGCCCCUUUGGCCUGUCAACAGAAAAUUUUCAGAUCAAACAGGAUUCAUCAACUGGUUCAUACUCCAUCAAUUUUGUUCAAAAUCCAAACAACAAUAGAUAACAUGAGGUCAGUCUAGUUCUGCUGGCUUUCAGGCUUCGUGUCCGUGUGCUUGCACGUACCAGUAAAAGGAUUCAGCAAACGUUCUUCACGCUCCUCGAGUGAAGAUAAGACUCAAGCAUAUUCAUUUCCCUGCCUGCGAAAUUAUUUACAGUGUGGAUGUCAAGCAAGUCAUUUGAUUUCUCAUAGUGGUAACUCUGCCCAGUGUGUGAUUUUUUUCAC
Messenger RNA from Eurypyga helias (sunbittern), 1152 nucleotides. RefSeq names its product tetratricopeptide repeat protein 1-like. Gene Ontology annotation, molecular function: protein binding. The record is from RefSeq and is a predicted model, not a curated record. NCBI's taxonomy places the organism in Eukaryota, Metazoa, Chordata, Aves, Eurypygiformes, Eurypygidae.